Molecule: messenger RNA, 1422 nt
Organism: Leptinotarsa decemlineata (Colorado potato beetle)
Lineage: Eukaryota; Metazoa; Arthropoda; Insecta; Coleoptera; Chrysomelidae
Product: piggyBac transposable element-derived protein 4-like
Source: RefSeq, a predicted model, not a curated record
AUGUCUUACGAAGAGGAACAAAAACGACUCAAACAUUUAUGGGAAGGGUUUGGCGCCAGUUCUGAUGAUGAUGAUGAUGAUUUAUUCAUUGGCAGUAAUUCUGAUGGUGAGGAUGGAAUGCAAGAAGAAGUCGGAAUCGCUGGAAGAGGUGGAGAACACCCAAUAGAAGAAACAGAAUAUGCUGAAGAAGGAACAGUACAUGCAGAAGAAGAAUUGGAAAAUGCUAUUUCUGAUUCGGAUACGGAAUAUGGAGAAAGAGAAAGGGAGUCAACUACAGAUGAUUCACGAAAUGGUGCAGAUUCAAAUAGAGAUGGUAACAGGUAUUUUUUGGAUAAAAACAAGUCGAAAUGGGCAAAGUUUCCGAACAGGAGAAACGUUAGAACUAGAUCUGAAAACAUCGUCAUUCAUUUACCUGGCGUGAAAGGAAUUGCACGACAAAAAAAGACCGCUAUCGACUGUUGGCUUUUAUUUUUUACUGAAGAUAUGCUUGAUGACAUAGUUCGAUAUACGAACGUCAAAUUAGGAAAUAAAGCAACUAAAUAUAAUACGAGCCAUCAGUAUUUGGUAAAAGAGACCGAUAAAAUGGAAAUAAAAGCAGUUAUGGGGUUGCUUUAUUUGACAGGGUUAUAUAAAGCACACCGACAAAACAUGUCAGAUCUCUGGAAUACUGAUGAAAGUGGUAUUGAGUUGUUUCGAACGACAAUGUCCCUUCAAAGAUUCUAUAUCCUGUUGCAGUCUUUGCGAUUUGACAAUAAACAUAAUAGAGACCAGCGAAAAGAAAUUGACAAAUUGGCACCCAUCAUAGGAAUUUUUGAAAAAUUUGUUGAUAACUGCAAAAUACACUAUUCACCCAGUGAAUAUCUAACAGUUGAUGAGAAGUUGGAGCCAUUCAGGGGACGAGUGUCAUUCCUUCAGUAUAUGCCUAAGAAACCUGCAAAAUAUGGUUUGAAAGUUUUUGCACUUGUGGAUGCAAAAACUUAUUAUUGCUUGAACAUGGAGGUUUACGUUGGCACGCAGCCAGAUGGGCCUUACAGGCAAAGCAAUAGUCCGGAAGAUAUAGUCGAACGUUUGAUUGAACCAGUGUCUGGAACUAAACGAAAUAUUACUUUCGAUAACUGGUUUACCAGCUACCCUCUCAUGAUGAAUCUGCUCGAAAGGCAUAAGCUUACAUCAGUUGGAACUGUUAGAAAGAACAAACGACAAAUACCAGCCGUUUUUCUGAAUAUAACAACCAGAGAACCUCGCAGUUCUGUAUUUGCAUUCAGGGAAAAUAUCACAGCUGUGUCAUAUGUGCCAAAAAAGUCGAGAAAUGUCAUUCUCUUCUCUACAUUACAUCAUGAUGAUGCUAUAAUUGAUGAAUCUGGUGACAAAAAAUUACCUGAAAUCAUCCACUUUUAUAAUUCCACUAGACACAUUGGAUGA